Messenger RNA from Centruroides sculpturatus (bark scorpion), 453 nucleotides. Its product is annotated as host cell factor 2-like. Gene Ontology annotation, biological process: regulation of DNA-templated transcription; chromatin remodeling. Gene Ontology annotation, molecular function: protein binding; transcription coactivator activity. The record is from RefSeq and is a predicted model, not a curated record. NCBI's taxonomy places the organism in Eukaryota, Metazoa, Arthropoda, Arachnida, Scorpiones, Buthidae. The annotation marks the transcript as partial. The transcript has 3 exons. Gene Ontology annotation, cellular component: histone methyltransferase complex.
AUGAUGGGAAAUGAUGGUGCCCAUUUAUCUUGGGAAGCACCUCAAACAACAUCAGGAGAAAUAAUGGAAUAUUCUGUAUAUUUAGCUGUACGAUCUGCCACCACAGCUAAUCAGGGAGAUGGCACAAAAACAACUGUCAUGUCAAAUCCUUCUCAGUUGGCAUUUGUUCGUGUUUAUUGUGGUCCUAAUCCAUCAUGCACAGUUAGUAAUAACAACUUAGCAUCAGCCCAUAUUGACACAACAACCAAACCUGCAAUCAUUUUCCGGAUAGCUGCAAGAAAUGAAAAAGGCUAUGGUCCAGCAACCCAAGUUAGGUGGUUACAAGAUGGGACAAAUCCAUCUGCGAGUCGGAACUCCUCUGGAAGUUCCAGUAUGAAAAGGCCUGGCUCAGAUACGUAUGUAUUAGUUUAUAUAUCAUUAUUUUACGAUAUAAUAAAACAAUACUAUGAUAUU